AUGGGUGACGGGCAGGCUGAGCACCCUGCACAGACGGAGCUGGAGGAGAUCACCAGCAGAAUCUCUGAUCUGAGCAAAUGGAGAGAAAUCUUUAGUUUCCGUGGUUUGGAAAUCAACAGCACGACUCAUCAGCCAGGACGGAGCAGUGCUGCAGAAGGAUCACCCGGAGCUGGGCAGGCCCCAGGGUCGCAGCCCCAGCCCCCCCUGCUCCGGCCGGGCGUGGGCGGCCGCCCCAUCUCCCUGGACACGGCCAUGAGGCUGCAGGAGCUGCUCUUCAGGAGCACGACCCCCCUCUUCAGCCGUGAGUGGGCAGCAGCUGGCUUCAGGUUCCACCCGCCACACUCGGAUCUGGCCUACGCUCUGCAGGCAGGAAAGGGAGGAACAAGAGCCAUUCUGGCAGCUGUACAAGCACACAUCAUCACAUACCUGCUCUUCACAAGAGACACAGAAUGUACUCACCUGGAAAGGCUGUGCCGGCUCGGGCGGCACCAGCAGGGGCAGGCACUGGCCACGGCCCUGGCAGAGACCCUGUGGGCAGCAGCAGGAGGUGGCAGAGCCGUCGUGUGCCUUGUCACUGCCCCUAUCACCGUGGUGCCACGCGAGGGCUGCAGAGCCAGCAGCUUCACAGACAGAACCCGGCUGUUCGAGUUCUCGGAGAAAGCUGCGGCUCAGGGCUUCAUCUCUCAUCACAUCGACUGUUGGGCCGCGGAGCCCAGCGGAGGGGCGGACGAUGGGGCGGACGGGCUCCGCUGGCCCCGGCCCCCCGAGGAGGGCACAGAGCUCCCGGCAGAGCCGCGGUGCGAAACACCCCCGGCCGGCCCGCAGCCGAUCCUCGCGGGCCUGCCCACCCUCCUGGCCUACAGACCCGAGUCCGCACAGGCAAACGUACACCACGAGGCAGAGGAGGAUGCUGAGCCAACAUGCGAGUACUGUGGCAACCUGCUGAGGCCGUUCCCUUUCUCCGAGGACGUCCCUCUCUCCGAGGACCAGGAAGACAGAUUCUGCUGCGAGCGCAGCCGAGAGCUCUAUGAGUUCAUCAGGAAUGAGAGGAAGAGGCUCGAGGAUGUCAGCAGCCUUCCCAGAGCUGUCAGCACCCAAGAAUCCCUCGGCUCUGAAGCCAACCUGCUGCUGUCAAAGGAGCAAGAGAACUGGAGGCAGCAGAAGAGACACCUGGCUAGAGAGUUGGCUGAGCAGUCUUUAAAGCCGAGUGCCACUAAAGGUUCACAGCAAGCUGGAUCCAUCUCCUGUGAGCUUUCCCAGGAACUUACAUCUCCCAGAGGUGGGACACCAGAGCCUGUUCCAAGUGCAGCUGAGCCCAAGCCCAAGCUGGAGCCCCAGCCCCAGGAGCUGGAGCCGGAGCCCCAGCCCCAGGAGGAGCUGGAGCCGGAGCCCCAGCCCCAGGAGGAGCCUGGGCCCGAGCCCGAGUCCUGGCCUGAGGAGGAGCCUGGGCCUGAGCCCGAGUCCUGGCUCGAGGAGGAGCCAGAGCCCCAGCCCCAAGAGGAGCCCGGGCCCAAGCCCGAGUCCCGGCCUGAGGAGGAGCCUGAGCCUGAGCUCGAGCACGAGGAGGAGCCUGUGGCCUUUGGUGACCUUGGCUAUGAUUUCAGUCUUCUGGGGAAGAAGGUGGGGAAGGGUAAAUUGGUGCAGAAGUACUACAAAAAUGGAAAGAAAUUCCUUACCAUGCUCCCAGACGGAACCUCACAGUUAUUCUAUCCAUCUGGAAACCUGGCCAUCAUCAUUACACGACAGAGAGACCAGCUGAUUUGCAUAGUACAGGAGGACGAGCAGAGGACAGCCAAAAUCCGAGCACUGUUUCAGUCUGAUGGCAGGAGCACAUGCUAUUACCCAAACGGAGAUGAGUGGAUAAAUAUGAGUAUCCAGGGUGGGCAGUAUUUGGACCAAGCAGGCAACAGGAUAAGAAGGUGGACGUGGCCAAACUUGUUGCCAGGACGUCACGUCCCACUGAGCCCCAUUUUCAUCUCCCUGAACCGCCACGUGGGAGUCAGGAUCCUGGCCCAGGACAAGAUCUUCAUCUCCUUCCUUGCCAUGGGGCGACAAGCAAAAUUCAACAUGGGAACCAAAGUGCAGGUCGGCACCGCCAGCCAGCCGCUUCCACCAGCCCAGCUGGGUGAGGACGAGCUCCUGCUGCUUGCCUUCCGGGUGAGGAUCCUGCAGCUCUUCGACAGGAUGCGGGGAUGCCUCAACUUCCCUUCCAGUGUGCAGUGGAACAAAAUGCAGCCUCCUAUGUACCUCAUGACCCAGGCUGUAAAGAUCUUGGAGCUCUGCAUGGCUGCUGACAUAAGUGAUGAGCUGCGCAGCUCCAUCAAGGCGAUAAUAAAUGCACAGGAGCUUUGACCGGUGUGUGUGGUGUAAGGCUAAAU
This is a messenger RNA of Cyanistes caeruleus (blue tit), 2378 nucleotides long. It is a transcript of the gene ERICH6, whose product is annotated as glutamate rich 6. The record is from RefSeq and is a predicted model, not a curated record. NCBI's taxonomy places the organism in Eukaryota, Metazoa, Chordata, Aves, Passeriformes, Paridae.